Trichoderma citrinoviride is the source of this 966-nucleotide messenger RNA. Its product is annotated as NAD(P)-binding protein. The record is from RefSeq and is a predicted model, not a curated record. NCBI's taxonomy places the organism in Eukaryota, Fungi, Ascomycota, Sordariomycetes, Hypocreales, Hypocreaceae. The coding region runs from base 1 to 966 and encodes 321 amino acids. The transcript has a single exon.
AUGGUUUUCACCAAACUUGUCAUCGCCGGAAGCCGUGGCUACGUCGCUGACCAUGCCAUCCGCGCCAUCGUGGCUUGUACAGAGCCAGUUUUUGAUGUUACCAUCUUGACCCGAAUCAAGGUCGGCGGUGAAUCUGUCUCCAUUCCGGGAGCAAAGAUCAUCCCCGUGGACUAUUUCGAUCAUAAUGAGCUUGUAAAAGCUGUGAACGGGGCCGACGCGAUUCUGUCCUUCCUCUCCGGCUUUGCGUCGAAAAUAAUCGACAAACUGCUCCUCAAAGCCGCGCAGCAGGCUGGCGUGCGUCGCAUAUUCCCAUCCGAGUAUUCUGGAGACAUUUUACACCCGGAAGCUGUUAAGCUGUUGACGGAAGGUGGCAACUGGCCUGAAGACAGCUCGCCUGUGCUGACGGCCCGAAAAUUCCUAUCUCUGGCUGAAGAUGGCGGACCUACAAGCUUCACGACACUCGUACCUGGUGCAUUUAUGGAUCCAUGGUUGGAAGGCGCUUUCGGCAUCUUUGACCCACGACAUCGAAAAGUGACAUUCGUGGAGGGCGGAGAAAACUACUUUUCGGGAUGUUCUCUUCCAUUUCUGGCAGAUGCCAUCGUUGCGGUGCUUCAAAUGGACGAGAGCAAGACGGAAAACAAGCGAAUUCCCACUGCGGAAGUUCGGGCCACCGUGAACGAUAUUGCGGACAUGUAUGAGGAGAUCUUGGGUGAGAAGUUUGAGAGAAUCCAGGUCGCGUCACGAGAUCUGAUUGACCAGCGCAAUGCCAAUCUGCAAGCUGGCAAGCCUGCCGAAGCACUCGCACUGAUGAUUCACCUGGCCGCUCUCAACGGGAGUGGGGCAGCCGAUCUCGUUGACGGGUUGAAUUUCGACGGCGACGGUCUUUUGCGUACGCAGAGGAAGACUCUGAGACAGCUCACCAUUGAAGCUUUACGAAUAAUCGGAAUGACCUCAAAGGAUUCGUAG